UCAAUCAAUAAAUCUAAAGGGUACAAUUUCAGACUUCUGUGAAGUGAAAAAAAAAAAACUAAAUUUGCUUCAAAAUUGGAUCGCCGUUUGCCGGAGCCUCCGCUAUUGGCAGUAUGGCGGCGUUGAAACUGUUCAUCGUCACCGUGUUUCUUUCCCUAUUCCUCGCCGGCAUCGGAGUUAACGCCGACGCCUCAUUAUCGGACGCCGAUGGAAAACCUAGAUCCGACGGCCCUGAUUCCGCCGUUUUAGAGCAGCUCAAGUCCAAGAUCCACACUCUCGAGAACCAUAUCGAGGAGAAAACUCGAGAAAUAAAGAAUAAAGACGAGGUGAUUGCAUCAAAGGAGAAGAUAAUAAAAGAGAAAUCGGAUGGCAUCGUGUCAUUGGAAAGUGAAAUUGCUUCUCUACAAAAAAAAGGAAAAUUAGAUGCCACAGAAAAGUUGGAACAGGCGUACGCCCGAGCUGAUGAAUUGGAAAAGAAGGUGGAGAAACUCAUAGAAGAUCUCAAUGUGAAAAUCAAGGAAAAGGAGCAACUGGAAGCCCGAGUGAUUGAAGCCGAGAAAAAGGCAUCUGAAAUGAGUUCUAAAGCGGAUAAACUUCAGAAGAUUAUUGAUGACCAGAAAACCAAGUUGCGUAAAACUGAACGAGCUCUUCAUAUUGCUGAGGAAGAAAUGAUGAAGUCAAAGUUUGAGGCGACUACCAAAGCCAAGGAGUUGAUGGAGGUUCAUGGUGCAUGGUUUCCGCAUUGGCUUGCAGUCCAUUGCACUCAUUAUCAGUCGGUUUUGGAGAAAAAAUGGGAAGCGCAUGGGAAGCCUGCUGUGGAGGUGUUGGUUCAAAAGGCUAUUGAGAAGAAGGCCCAAGCUGGAAAAUGGGCUGCACCUCAUGUGGAGACAGUGAAAACUAAAUGGGUCCCGGCCAUAAAGGAACAGUGGGUAGUGAUUGCUAGCAAUGUCGAACCGCAUGUGCAAAUGCUAACUACGAAAAGUAUCGAGGUUUAUGGAGCAUCUAAAGAUGCCUUAGCCCCACAUAUCACUAAAGUUGUUGUAUUUGUUGAUCCUUAUUUCCAGGAACUAAGGAAAGUCACCAAACCGUACAUUGACCAGGUGGCCACUGCAUCGAGACCUCAUGUCGAUAAAUUACACUCUGCUGUGAAACCCUACACACAGCACGCAGUUCAUGCAUAUGGGAAGUUUCUUGAAUCAGCUACAACAUACCAUCAUCAGGUUCAACACAAAGUCCAAGAGAAACUGAAGAGUCACGAGCUUACAAACCCUUUAGCAACGAAAGAGCUUGUUUGGUUUGCUGCGUCUGCGCUUCUGGCUUUGCCCGUCAUUUUUCUGAUUAAAAUAUUUUCGGCCAUCUUUUGUAAAAAGACGCAAAAGCGCACCCGAAACGGUAACCCUGGCCGCUCUCGCCGAAAAGUGAAGCAUGUACACCAUGCAGAGAAGUAAAAAAACAGCAGACAAAGGUUGAGCAACUAGUUUUGGUUUGUUUCUCGAGAAGAUUCUGUAGACGUACACGAAGUACAGUGUCGAUGGAUAUCGAAGCUAUAUUACAACCGUUCUUUUUGUAUGUAUACGAGGUAAUCGGAAUUAGGUUUUUUGUUGGAGUGGAUAAAGUUUUUAAAUGGGGUUUUUCAGGUAAUAUGUAUUGGCAUAGUCCUUAUCCAUGUAUAAUUUCUUCCCUUUUGUUUUUGGCCUUCAAUACCACAGAUUAAUGUCAUCUCUUUGACACUUUAUAAUUUCAUUUAUCGUUUUUUUCGUUUU
Molecule: messenger RNA, 1763 nt
Organism: Erythranthe guttata (spotted monkey flower)
Lineage: Eukaryota; Viridiplantae; Streptophyta; Magnoliopsida; Lamiales; Phrymaceae
Source: RefSeq, a predicted model, not a curated record